Lasiodiplodia theobromae is the source of this 858-nucleotide messenger RNA. Its product is annotated as Malate dehydrogenase protein. Bases 1 to 858 code for a protein of 285 amino acids. NCBI's taxonomy places the organism in Eukaryota, Fungi, Ascomycota, Dothideomycetes, Botryosphaeriales, Botryosphaeriaceae. The record is from RefSeq and is a predicted model, not a curated record. The transcript has a single exon.
AUGUCGCCCUCAAACCCCAUCACCUCCAUCAUCCUCUCCCUCCUCGUGGCGGCUGCCCAACUCACCGCCGGCAGCCCUAUUUCCUCGCCAACUCAACUCGACAAGCAAACCCGCUCCUCUCACAACACCCAUGACCGUAGCGGAGGCACCCCCGACCUGUCUUGCCUCACCCUGCCCACCAUCCCCGGCGCUGCAACGCCUCUGCCCACGCCGCCGGCCGGCUACAAGCUCAAGCACAUAGCCUUGGGCGUGGGAACGCAAAACUACACGUGCGGCAGCUCCUCUGAAGCCGUGGCCGUGCCCUCGUCGGCCGGCGCCCUCGCCUCGCUCUGGGACAUCGGGCCCUUCCUCUCGUCGCCGCUGGGCCGCCUCUUCGAGAACGCGCUGCCGCCGCUGGCGCUGGCCAUGUACGGCGCCCUGGCCUCGGUCGAGGGCGAGUCGUGGUGGGACGCCGUCAUCGCCCAGAUGCCCUGGAACCCCACAACAUCCUCCUCGACCACCAACGCCAACACGCUCCCCUCGACCGCCUUCGGCGAGCACUUCUUCUCCUUCGCCGGCACCCCGACCUGGGACCUGCUCCCGCCGCUCACCAUGUACCCUGACGAGGCCGCCAGCAUCGUCUUCCAGGGCAAGAAGGAGGCCAGCCUCGCCGCCCCGCUCGACGCCUGCCCCGGCCUCGACGGCGAGGGCGCCGUGCCCUGGCUGUACCUGACCAAGGCCUCGACCACCGACGACGGCAUCGCCGCCGUCUACAGGGUCGUCACUGCCGGCGGCAUGCAACCCGACACGUGCGAGGGCAUUGAGGAGCAGGAGAUCGAGGUUAAGUAUGCCGCCGAGUAUUGGUUCUACGGCCCCUGA